This is a messenger RNA of Rotaria sp. Silwood2, 1694 nucleotides long. Lineage: Eukaryota; Metazoa; Rotifera; Eurotatoria; Philodinida; Philodinidae. The record is from the annotation of a GenBank genome assembly.
AUGAAUACGAAUAAUAUAAAUACUCCAUUAUCAAAUAGAUCGGAUGGUGCGGAUCCAGGAUCGAUUAUUCCUUCUAUUUAUCCUUCUGCUUCAGCAACGACACCAAAUAAUUAUUUAUCAAAUCGUACAUUUAUACCACAAACUCCAGCAUCUAUUAAUUCAGAAAUGGAUACAUCAACAAUAGCAACAACAUCAAAUGUAACAUCUAUACAACAAAAUGAUCAACGAAGAAAUAUUAUUCAACAACUUGCACUUUUACUUCAUGCACAUAAAUGUCUUCAACGUGAACGACAAUCACAAUCUUGCAAUGGAGAUAGUCAUGGAAUAGCACCCACAACAACAUCUUUAAAUCCUUGUACAUUACCACAUUGUGCUACAAUGAGGACUGUACUUCAGCAUAUGACAAAAUGUGCUGAUUUUAAAAAUUGUUCUUGUAAGUUAUUGAAUAGUUCACUUGCCAUUCGAUGAACUUAUUGAUUUUGUGAAGAAUAUUUAAGAUUUUGAGAAGUAGAUCAAUACAUAUCUAUAUAUACGCUCUGAUCGAUUGUGAAACUCAAAUAGACGAAUGUAAUGCUAUAGAUUUUCCAUAGAAAUCGGUGUUUUGUUGAUAAAGAUAACGAGUAAUCGAAAAGUAAUUAGAUAAAAUGUUCAUUCACUUUUUUUAGCCUUUUAAGGAGUCUUCAGAUUGAAUUUUUUGGAUAUGAUUUUAAAAAAAAAUUUUGUAUGACUUCUGAUUUAGGAGUUAGAAGCUUUUUUUUUUUUUGAGGUACAAAAAAUUAAUUCAAUGAAAGAACAAACAUGUCUCAAACUAAAAUGGUACUUUAUUGAUUAGUUAGCUCUAACGAUGGAACAUAUCCUACUGCCAGGUACCAUUCGACUUUACAUUAGGACUAUGAGUAGGUUACGAUGAGGCUAAGAAAAACUGAAAACGGUUCGUGUUUAUGGCCCACCAGUGAAGAGUUACCGUCGUUUUAGUGAAAUUGUUACUGACAUCAAAGGCAUUUUCCACAGAAUCCAAAACAAGGAGUUUCAACAGAGGUUUAUUAUAGAAGGACACAGUCAGUUCAAAAUUAUUGUCCUGGACUUUGUCAAAAAUGUCUUAUUCCUGUGUAAAAAUUCUACUAAAACUGUUAUAACUCUUCAAUAGUAUUUUAUGAGCCGAAGUCGUUUGAAGCUUUUUUUGUUAGUCUUAUCAAGAUCUAUUAAUAGUCUGAAAUACAGAGCCGAAUGGCGUCCGACAAUCAGAUAUGUUUCCUCGUAAGUUAUUUGCUAACAGCGAGUGUUUUGGUAUAUUGGACUCCGUGUCAAUUUAUGCAAUUUUCUAGAUUUCUAUGAAAAAUAGACUUGCAAAGUGAACUUGAGUGUUCCUGAAUAGUUGUUCUGAAACUCUAAGUUUUUAUAUCACUUUCUAGAGAACAAUUUUGCAUUUUAAUUUUUGUUGCAAUAAAUGUCAAUCUUCUUCGUCCAAAAUUAAUUUUCGCGCUCUUGAAAAAUCAACUCAGAAUUUCUACAAAAGUUUUGAAGCUUUAUUCGGAAAGAACACAAAAUUCUGAUUCUAACUCAAUCUGCAUGCACUUUAAAAGGGCUAAAAAAUAAAUCAACAUGUUGUCCAAUUACUUUUCAAUCACUCGUUAGAAUAGUUCAAGAGUAUCUACACUGAAAUAAACUAUUGAUAAUUGAAUCAGAUUUUUGAC